Lactuca saligna is the source of this 1714-nucleotide messenger RNA. The record is from the annotation of a GenBank genome assembly. Lineage: Eukaryota; Viridiplantae; Streptophyta; Magnoliopsida; Asterales; Asteraceae.
CGUAAAUCUAGACGUACGAUGCUUAUGAGUUAUCUGACCUUUACGUGCAUGGAUUGAGACUUGAGAGAACUUAGAAAUUUUAAUUUUAAUGUGAAUCAUUAUCAGAUGUUUGAAAUGAUUGAAUCCAAUAAAUAAAAUAAACCAAACACAUAGAGAUAAAAAUAGGAAAGAAGAAAUGAUCAGCUGUUACGAUUUUUGAGGCGCCUGCAUCGCUCUCAACUCUCUCAAAUCUUGUUUCAAUCGCACACAGUUUCUUCAAUCGGAAACGUAUCAAAUCUGUAGUUUCGAGUGAAAACGUAGUGAAAUUGGAAGAGGAAGAAGAAGAAUCCGUCGACGGCGUUAAUCGAAGAAGAAAACAGCGGAUUCUUGUGUGAUAUGAAUGGACGUCCAACGAGACGACGCUGUUCCCAGUGACACAUGGAAGAUUCACUCCGACGAUCAUUUAGCCAUUGAAAUUCCUGAAACAGCCCAUAAGAUCAGCAGCGACUCGUGGUUUCAAGCGGGAUUUGUUCUUACGACUGGUAUCAACAGUGCUUAUGUGCUGGGGUACUCAGGUGCAGUCAUGGUUCCUCUCGGUUGGACAGGUGGAGUUGCAGGUUUAAUUUUAGCCACAAUCAUAUCACUAUACGCAAAUGUCCUAAUCGCAAGGCUCCAUGAAUUUGGCGGGAAGAGACAUAUCAGAUACAGAGACCUUGCAGGCUUUGUGUAUGGUCCAAAGGCUUAUGCUCUUACAUGGGUGUUGCAAUAUGUCAAUCUUUUCAUGAUUAAUGUGGGUUAUAUCAUGUUGGCUGGUCAGGCUGUUAAGGCUAUUUAUAUAGUUUUCAGGGAUGACAAUGCGAUUAGGCUCCCGUACUUCAUUGCCAUAGCAGGGUUGACUUGUGGCAUUUUUGCAAUUUCUAUCCCUCAUCUCUCAGCUCUAAGAAUUUGGCUUGGAUUUUCAACAUUCUUCACUCUAGUAUACAUUGUGGUUGCAGUUGCCUUGUCUCUUCGUGAUGGAAUCGAAGCUCCACCAAGGGAUUAUAGCAUUCCAGGUACAGACACUGGCAAGAUCUUUACAACCAUCGGUGCUUCUGCAAGUCUUGUCUUUGCUUUCAACACAGGAAUGCUCCCGGAAAUACAGGCGACUGUGAGACCACCUGUUGUUAGUAACAUGAUGAAGGCGCUCUACUUUCAGUUUUCUGUAGGAGUUUUGCCACUUUAUGCCGUUGUGUUCAUGGGGUAUUGGGCUUAUGGCAAUGGAGCAUCUUCCUAUCUGCUUAACAAUGUUCAUGGCCCAGUUUGGGUCAAAACAUUUGCCAACUUAUCUGCCUUUUUUCAAUCCGUUAUAGCUUUGCAUAUAUUUGCAAGUCCAAUGUACGAGUAUUUGGACACUAAAUACGGAAUAAAAGGAAGUGUGGUGGGUCUUAAAAAAUUGUGUUUCAGAAUCAUUGUUCGAGGGGGUUACAUUGGCAUUACAACCUUGGUAUCAGCAGCAUUUCCAUUUCUUGGAGACUUCAUGAGUUUAACAGGAGCGAUAAGCACUUUCCCACUUACAUUUAUUCUCGCUAAUCACAUGUAUUUAGUGGCCAAAACAAACUCACUCACUGCUUUACAAAAGUCAUGGCAUUGGGUCAAUGUUUGUUUCUUUGGUAUCAUGGCUGUUGCAGCUGCUACUGCUGCUUUUAGGCUUAUUGCUAUUCACUCCAAUACUUAUCACCUUUUUGCUGAUAUGUAA